CUGAAGUAUAUUUCGUGCUUUCAGAGGCUCAUUGUCAAAGUGGAAAAACUGCUCUAACCCCUCUACACUACUGAGAACACCGAUCAGUUGGAACGAUGGCAGCCCCAGAGGGUAAGAAGUCUACUGUCGACGAGGCAGAUCAUCCUUCGGACCGAUCUCCCUCAACAGACGAGAAGCUCUUUGAGAAUGGUGCUCCGAUUGCGGUCGUCGACAUCCCAGAUCCCGACGAGGGGUUGAGUGAGGAAGAGCGAAAGAAGAUUGACCGCAAGUUGUUGUGGAAAUUAGAUCUACAACUCCUCCCCUGGCUUACACUCCUGUACCUCAUUUCAUUCCUUGACAGAACGAACAUUGGUAAUGCGAAGAUCGAUGGCCUGCAAGAAGACCUGAACAUGACCAACAACGAAUACAACGACACCUUGACAAUCUUCUUCAUAUCUUAUUCCGUCUUUGAGCCAUUGACUCAGAUUAUGUUGAAGCGUUUCAAGCCUUCGAUCUUCCUCCCGAUCAUCAUGUUGCUAUGGGGUAUUUGUAUGACCUGUAUGGGUCUGGUACACAACUUCUCCGGCCUCAUGGCCGCCCGUUGGUUCCUUGGUCUGACGGAGGCUGGUCUAUUUCCUGGUGUCAACUAUUACCUGAGCUGCUGGUAUAGGCGGUUUGAGUUUGGUAUUCGAGCCGCGAUAUUCUUCAGUGCUGCAGCUCUCGCCGGCUCAUUUGGUGGUUUGUUAGCUGCGGCUAUCGUUAAUAUGGAUGGAGUGGGUGGCAAGCCAGGUUGGGCAUGGAUCUUCAUCCUUGAAGGUCUCUUCACUGUCAUCAUUUCACUGCUCAGCUUCUAUAUGGUCCAUGAUUUCCCUGAUGACGCUAAAUUCCUUUCCGAGGACGACCGCCGCCGGGUUAUCCGUCGAUUGAAGCUUGAUAAACAGUCCAGUGCCGAGCAUGAGGAGUUUAAGCUCGAUUACUUGUGGGCUUCUUUAAAAGACUGGAAGACAUGGACCGGAAUGAUAGUAUACAUGGGGUGCGAUGGUUCUCUCUAUUCCUUUAGCCUUUUCCUCCCUACAAUUAUCUCACAAAUGGGCUAUAAAAACGUCCAUGCUCAACUUUUGAGUGUUCCGCCCUAUGCUGUCGCAGCGGCGGCGACGAUUUUCAUCGGUUUUGUGGCCGACAGGACAGGGAAACGAGGUUAUUGUAAUAUCGGGAUCGCUGUAUUCGGUAUCAUUGGAUUUGCGAUGCUCCUCGGCUCCGGGCAGCCACAUGUUCAAUACGCAGGCACUUUCCUGGGCGCCAUGGGCAUCUAUCCCUGCAUAGCAAACACGAUCACUUGGACGGCAAACAAUGUCGAAGGAGUGUACAAACGUGGCAUCACUCUUGGUUUCGUGAUUGGAUGGGGAAACCUGAAUGGUAUCGUCUCUUCCAACAUCUACCGAGCCGAGGAUAAGCCACGUUUCAAGCCCGGCCAUGGAGUGGUUCUCGGAUACGAAGCGGUAUUCCUCUUCGGAGGAAGCAUCCUCCAACACAUCUUACUUCGUAGGGAGAACGCCAAACGUCGUGCAGGAAAGCGUGACCACUGGAUCGAAGGCAAGACCGAGGCUGAGAUUGAGAAACUCGGAGACAUGAGGCCUGACUUUAUGUAUACUCUAUGAUCUACGCAGACAAGGGAACAAAACGAAGAGCCAAUACUUUGCGCUGUCAAUCGGGAACUGUGGUACAGCCGCUGUACGGAGGC
Exophiala oligosperma is the source of this 1720-nucleotide messenger RNA. RefSeq lists its product as uncharacterized. The transcript is spliced from 6 exons. NCBI's taxonomy places the organism in Eukaryota, Fungi, Ascomycota, Eurotiomycetes, Chaetothyriales, Herpotrichiellaceae. Gene Ontology annotation, molecular function: transmembrane transporter activity. The record is from RefSeq and is a predicted model, not a curated record. The coding region runs from base 96 to 1637 and encodes 513 amino acids. Gene Ontology annotation, cellular component: membrane. Gene Ontology annotation, biological process: transmembrane transport.